AUCAUUUACAAUCAUUUAUCAAAAACAUCGUAUGCAUAUGAGUGCGUUGGUGUUGUGAGGCUAUCCGCGAGAGCAAUGAGCAAGUCUAUUCAAUUGAUCCGACAUUUCGGUUUCUAUCCAACAGGACCACAUCUUGGUGUUUUUAUUAUAUAGGAAAUCUACGGAGAAUCACAAGUCUAAACAGUGAAAAAUGGCUUACAAUUUUCCAGGAAUGUCUGCAACUCCUAUGCCACCAAUGGGCAUGGGGCCAAUGGGUUCUCUGGGACCGAUUCCGGGACCACAAAGCUUUAUGGAAUUAGCUAGUCAAGGAUUUCCUCCUCUACCGCCUCCUAUACCUUUACCCGGUAUGAAUGACUCGCCGCUGGAAUUUAGCACAAGUAAAAAUCAACCUCCUGUAGUUCGGGAGAGUACAGAAGACAAUAAUGAAAGAAAAAACGAUAAAAAUGACAGUCGCAAAGAACGUGAUAGCAGAGAAGGUAGAGAAAAUCGAGAUAGCUGCAGAAGAUCAAGAGGCGAUCGAAACGACAGAAGAGAAAGAGACCGUGAAAGACGAGAUGACAGAAACGAAAGGGAAAGGCGAGAGGAACGAAGGCCAGAAGAAAGGAGCAGUGCAAAUUCUUCUGUCAGUAGUAAUACUCACAGCAAUUCCAACGGAAAUGAGUUGGCAGGAACGCAAAGUGUUACAAAUAAUACGCCUGCGAUUGGAGCCCAAAUUGAACCUUCUUCUGGUGUUUGGGGUAUGGGGGUUAGUUAUCCUAUGAUGGGAAUGGGUCCCAUGGGGCCGAUGGGACCUAUGAUGGGAGAAAUGUCACUGGGACCUCACAUGGGACAAGCACACGCAUACGGACCGAUGGGAAUGAGUAUGCUGUCGCAUGAAGGAGCAAUUAUGAGUGCUCAAAUGCUCGGCCCUGAACAAAUUAUGACCGAAACUGCAGCACAGUUGAUUACUGGAACCCUACCUCCUCCACCCACAACUUCACAAAAUACCAAGGAAAUUAUUCAUUGUAAAAGCUGUACUUUGUUCCCUCCGAAUCCAAAUGCCCCACCACCAACUACAAGAGAAAGGCCGCCAGGGUGUCGAACAAUUUUCGUUGGUGGUUUGCCCGAAAAUAUAACGGAGGUGAUCAUACAGGAGAUUUUUGAGCGCUGUGGAGAAAUCACAACUUUACGAUUAUCGAAGAAAAAUUUCUGUCACAUACGUUUUGUUUUGGAAGCUAGUGUUGACGCAGCUAUAUAUCUUUCGGGGUAUAGGGUUAGAAUAGGUUCUAAUGGCGAUGCAACUAACACAGGCAGACUUCAUGUAGAUUUUGCUCAGGCCAGAGAUGAUCAGUACGAAUGGGAGUGCAGGCAGCGACAGCUUCAAAGAGAACAACGCCACAGGGAAAGGGUAGAAAAGGAAAGACAAAGACCUCCUUCUAGUCCACCACCCGUUGUGCAUUAUACAGAUCACGAGGCAUCGAAUGUCUGUGAAAAGAUUAAACAGGAUGACACAUUUAUGAAAGCAGUGCAGGUUGUCGUUACUUGGCUUGAGCGUGGAGACUGUACGAAAAGAAAUGCAAACACCUUUUACUCGAUGAUCCAAUCAACGAAUUCACACGUUCGCCGACUGCUUUCGGAAAAAGCUCUAUAUGAAGAAGAACUCCAGAAAGCGAAGGAACUUAUGAAGGGCAGAAUGCAAGGAGUCCUCAUACAAUGGUGUACAAUAGAGGAUUUGUUGUGUUUUUGUAUGCGACAUGCGACAUCCGUGUCAUCGACAGUCAGUCAGAUCGAACGAGUAUUUACUGCGGCCAGCCACAAGAAAGUUUGGGAUCACUUCACCAAGGCCCAAAGGAAGAACAUCGAAAUGUGGAAGAAACAAUCCUCGGAGAUUAAAGCGGUUCAGUUGGAAGACGCUCUCAUGGAAGGCGAAGGGGAGAUGGAAGUUUCGGACUCAGAGGACGAACCUCAGCGUAAGAAGCAACGAAAUUUCUCUGAUAAUCAUGAUGAUAUCGAAAGGGUACAGUCGUUGAAGGAAGAAAACGAUAGUUUGAGAUGCCAAUUAGAAGCUUAUAAAAACGAGGUGGAUCUUCUGAAAUCAGAAACAAAAAACGAGAUAGACGGAAAGGAAAAACAGAUAAAAAUGCUACAAAAAACUUUAAAAGGGAUGCAGGAGCAACUACUUCAAUCGAAAAAGCAGCAAGCACAGGACGAACAAAAAAUCAAAGAUCUGACUGUAAGAUUAAACGUUACGAGAAAGGAAGAACCUCCUGAAAGCGAAAUAAUAACUCUAGAUAAGGACGAUGAUAUAAGCGAAGAGCCAAGAACUCCGAAACAUCUUAUAUCGUCCACUGGAGCUAUUCAAAUAACCCAAAAAGAUGCUAAGCUCAUAGGUCUCGUUGCAACAUUUCUACAUAUUCAUCCAUUUGGUGCCAGCGUGGAUUACGUUUGGUCUUACUUACAGAAAAUGGAACCGGGUUUAAGACCAAACGAAGUAGAAUCUCUAAUGCAAAGAUUUCCUCAUGUGUUCAAGCAGGAAUUAUCUGGAAUUGGUGCAAACAUGGAAAGGCGCUGGCAGUUCUCGGGUUUUAACACCUACCGAAUUCAUUAAAGAAGUCCGAAUCUCGUGAAACUUAUUAGUGGUUUAUUCGAAUAAACUUGAUUACUCCCAUAAAUAUAUAAUUUGCCAUAUUAGAGUGUCAAUUGUGUUGCAUCUUGAUGAAAGACAAUUAAUUUUGUAUGGAAGCAAUGUGAUUCUUAUGAUGUAAAUGAUGGUCGAGCAUCAUUCUAGUCCACAUCUUCUAAAGAUAUUUAGUUUUUUCCCCCAGAUUAUGUUUUGAACGUAUUUUUCCUCUGCGGAAAUACACGUUUUAAGUCAAGGAGUAAUAUUAAUUACAUGUAUAGUGGGGUUGGUACUUAGUUAGUCAUACUCUAAGUCUAAAAGUUUGAUUGCAAUGACGCUCUACUAUAGAUAACUUUAAAAAAUAAGUCGUACAAACAAUCUUUAAUGGGCAAACAUUGGAUUUCAUUUAUAUGUAUUUUUUUUAGAACGUGGAUACGCUUCUUGCCGUAACAUGUAUUUUGAGUAACUUAAUCGCAUACUUAAAAAGGUAUUGCUUUCUUUAAAAUGUUGAUCAUACGGUGUGCAAGAAAGUAUUAUAGAUACAAACAUUAUUAAAAAAGGAUCAUACCGUCGUAUGCAUUGUUAGAAAAUGAUUUUAGUAAAAUGUUUGGUCAUUCAUCAAGUA
Messenger RNA from Belonocnema kinseyi, 3224 nucleotides. RefSeq names its product ecto-NOX disulfide-thiol exchanger 2. Gene Ontology annotation, molecular function: RNA binding; protein-disulfide reductase activity. The transcript has 10 exons. Gene Ontology annotation, cellular component: plasma membrane; external side of plasma membrane. The record is from RefSeq and is a predicted model, not a curated record. Gene Ontology annotation, biological process: ultradian rhythm. Bases 191 to 2587 code for a protein of 798 amino acids. Lineage: Eukaryota; Metazoa; Arthropoda; Insecta; Hymenoptera; Cynipidae.